UUUUUUGUGUACGUUGGCCGAACGUUUGGCCUUAAGACGCCAGAGCCUCGCCCCUCGAGUAUGCUAACGUUAGCCGUUAGCAGUCGACGGUCCCAUGCGACACGCGACUGUAGUCGUAAUGGAGGCUGACAGGGCCUCUGUAUUUGUAAACACUACCUCAUAUUACACAUACUUCACCCAUUUAUAACAUUACCAGCACACUACAAAUACCACUCGCGCCUACUUUAAUAGCAUAUUAUGGAUACUUUCCUAUUCAUAACCUCCAUACAACAAUAAAUACUUUUAAAUCCUUCGAUCAAAGUGGUUGACCAUGAUUAUCGUUCGACAGAUGUAUUUCCUAUUCGUAAACAUCGCAGUAUGGACGCGUAAACUACUUAAUGCAUUGGAUUUAACAAGUCUACACACCCCUGUUCAAAUGCCAGGUUUUUGUAAAUGAGACCAAGAGAAAUCGCUGAAAGAUUUUCCACCAUAAUUGUGACCUAUAACCUGUCCAUAUCAAUAAAAGAAAUCUUUUCGAGAGAGGAAUUAAAACAGUAAUAAAGAUACUAACUAAGUGUGUGCAUCCUUUAAAAACUGGGCACGUUAGUGACAUCCUCUCUCCUUGUCUUUUGAUAUAUUUCUUUUUCUGUCACUGUGCUAUAUUAUUUUUCUACUUGUCAAUACCUUCAGACAUUUGGUUGUCUUGUUCUGUCUAAUUUGUGAUUUGUGGUGUAAAUGUAUGUGAUUGUGGUACUCGAGCUCUAAUGCACCUUCAUUUUAAUGGAUAUAUUAUGUUCACCUGUAACAAAACUCCACACAUCUGAGAGAUAACUUGUUGUAACUUGUUGCCCUUUUCUGUACCAUCUCGUAAAUGAAAAAAAUCUAUAAAAUUAUUUGAUUAAAAAAAAAAAAGGUCGGCAGCAAUGUUCAGAUUUAAACAAUCGCAUUCCAGGCCAUGUCCACGUGGAAAUGGAGCCAAUCUAUUUCUUUUUUUUGUUUUUUUAAGUUUCCUGAAGUGGCACUGUAUAGCUGCCACAGGAAGUCACCAAAAACAGAAAAUAAGAAAUAAGAUUGUCGAAUAUAAACAUACAACAAUGACAGGGAAUGCGAAGCAAGCAAGAAAAGAGACAUUUAUGUGGACCUAGGGCGAGGUUCAACUUCUUCGGAACAAAAUCCUAGGUCACUGCCAAGCUCACCUCUCUUUUCAAAGAGACAAUGUCCAAGGGUGGAGCAGACGACAUGAUAGAGAUCGAGAUUGACGAACGGGAAAAACAAGCGUGCUUGGAGGAGGGCAUGGAGGAACAGACCAUCAUGGCGUCGGAUCUGAUCCAGCAAGACAUUGACAUCAACGAGCCGGUGGGCAAUUUGAAGAAGCUGUUGGAGCCUCGCCUCCAAAUCUCACUGGAUUCAUAUGAAAUAUGCUUACAGGACAUUCAGUUGCACCCCGAUCACAGCCUCUUCGAUCAAGGCGUCAAAACAGAUGGAACGGUGCAGCUCAGCCUGCAGCUUGUCACCAAACCAGGCGAGGAGAAGUUGAACAUCUUGGAGAUCGUGAAGCCCGUGGAGACGGUGGAGGUGGUGAUCGACCCGGACGCGGCGGGGGAGGAAGGCUCGCUGGUGGAGGAGGGCCAGCUCAUCGCCGUGGAGCGGUCCGGGCUGUCCGACGAGACCUCGGAGCAGGUGACGCGCUGGGCUGCUGCGCUGGAAGGGUAUCGCAAGGAGCAAGUCCGACUCGGCAUACCAUAUGACCCUGUCCUGUGGACGGCCGACCAGGCGAUCCACUGGGCCGUGUGGGUGAUGAAGGAAUUCAACAUUGACGAGAUGGAAAUCGGGAGCAUUCACAUCCCCGGUCGAAAUCUCUGCGCGUUCAGCCAAGAAGAGUUCCUCCAGAAAGUGCCCAAUGGAGAAAUCCUCUGGAGCCACCUCGAGCUCCUACGCAAAUAUGUUUUGGCAAGCCAGGACCCGUCCGGAGGGGACGCCACAGUGACCAUUGAUCAGCCUGUGCAGAUAAUCCCGGCUCAAGUCAGCACGCCCACGGCCAUUAAGGUGUUGAAACAGAACCGGGGACCCCGAGCGCCCCGCAUCUCGGGAGAAGAGCGCAGCUCGCCCGGGAACCGCACGGGCAACAACGGUCAGAUCCAGCUGUGGCAGUUCCUGCUGGAGCUGCUGACGGACAAAGACGCAAGGGACUGCAUCUCCUGGGUGGGCGAGGAGGGCGAGUUCAAGCUCAACCAGCCCGAGCUCGUGGCACAAAAGUGGGGCCAGCGCAAGAACAAGCCCACCAUGAACUACGAGAAACUCAGCCGAGCACUCAGGGGCCGCGGGCGUGCCGGAGCCUUCCUCCCAGCAAUCUUCGGGCGAGAGGCGGGGUACGCCCUGAACCGGUCGCCAGCCAAUCGCAGGGCACACAGAAGCAAACAACCAUUCGCACUCACAUCCACACCUACGGGCAAUUUAGAGUCUCCAAUUCAUGCAUGUUUUUGGGAUGUGGGAGGAAACCGGAGUGCCCGGAAAAAAACCCACGCAGGCACGGGGAGACAGUGGGGGGCGGGAUUUGAACCCCGGUCCUUAGAACUGUGAGGCAGAUGUGCUAACCAGUCGA
Messenger RNA from Phyllopteryx taeniolatus (common seadragon), 2581 nucleotides. RefSeq names its product GA binding protein transcription factor subunit alpha (gene gabpa). NCBI's taxonomy places the organism in Eukaryota, Metazoa, Chordata, Actinopteri, Syngnathiformes, Syngnathidae. Gene Ontology annotation, cellular component: nucleus. The record is from RefSeq and is a predicted model, not a curated record. Bases 1195 to 2559 code for a protein of 454 amino acids. Gene Ontology annotation, molecular function: sequence-specific DNA binding; DNA-binding transcription factor activity, RNA polymerase II-specific. The transcript is spliced from 10 exons. Gene Ontology annotation, biological process: cell differentiation; regulation of transcription by RNA polymerase II.